CCCAAUUGAUGCGCGUAGGCGCUGGAUUGUGGAGUUUCCCUCUCUUUGUUUCCCUUCACACCCGCAGGUUGUCUAUCCAAACACCACAAAAUCGAAGCACAAAAGCUGUGAACCGACAUAGCUCUGUUUGAAAUCUCGAUUCCUGAGGCAACAGACCCUGCUCGAGUUCUGUCGAAGAUAGAUUGACUGUUAGCCUAAUUCCUCUUUCUCUCAUCCAAGCUCCGUUCUCCAGAGGUAGAACAAUGCCAAAGGUGAAGACAAACCGUGUAAAAUACCCGGAAGGAUGGGAAUUGAUUGAGCCUACACUUCGUGAACUACAGGCAAAGAUGAGAGAAGCUGAGAAUGAUCCUCACGAUGGUAAGAGAAAAUGUGAGACAUUGUGGCCUAUUUUCAAAAUUGCGCAUCAGAAGAGCCGCUAUAUUUUUGACCUUUACCACCGGAGGAAGGAAAUAUCCAAGGAAUUGUAUGAGUUUUGCUUGGACCAAGGCUAUGCUGAUCGCAAUCUUAUUGCGAAGUGGAAGAAGCCGGGUUAUGAACGUUUGUGUUGCUUGAGAUGCAUGCAACCACGGGAUCACAACUUCGCUACAACUUGUGUCUGCCGUGUGCCAAAACACUUAAGGGAAGAAAAGGUUAUUGAAUGUGUCCAUUGUGGAUGUGGAGGCUGUGCAAGCGGAGAUUAGAUUUAUCUUGUUCUUUUGGCCUCUUCCAAGUCUGUAAGGGGAGCUUAGACUGUAGUUGCUGCCUCACCGCUCAUCAAUUUAAGUAAAUUUUCUUUGUGCUACUGUAGUUCUGAACCUGAAUCUUUGCUAUGAAUGCUUUAUCUUGGAUUUAGAUUAUUUGCUGUGGCAAUUAACCGUAGAUAAGACAUGAACUUUGUUGAGGCAAAUUAGUGUGCUUUGCAACUUUGCUGAAAGAGCAAUCUGAAUUGAUUGAGACUUUUUGUAGCA
This is a messenger RNA of Durio zibethinus, 947 nucleotides long. RefSeq names its product protein BUD31 homolog 2-like. Gene Ontology annotation, biological process: mRNA splicing, via spliceosome. Gene Ontology annotation, cellular component: spliceosomal complex; nucleus. NCBI's taxonomy places the organism in Eukaryota, Viridiplantae, Streptophyta, Magnoliopsida, Malvales, Malvaceae. The record is from RefSeq and is a predicted model, not a curated record.